Molecule: messenger RNA, 2077 nt
Organism: Peromyscus maniculatus bairdii (prairie deer mouse)
Lineage: Eukaryota; Metazoa; Chordata; Mammalia; Rodentia; Cricetidae
Gene: Slc30a3
Product: solute carrier family 30 member 3
Biological process (GO): response to zinc ion; zinc ion transmembrane transport
Cellular component (GO): plasma membrane
Molecular function (GO): zinc ion transmembrane transporter activity
Source: RefSeq, a predicted model, not a curated record
CGCCGCGGGCUCUGCAGUUCGGACUCGGAGCGCCACCGUCGCCGCAGUUCCCUCCACUCUGGUGGCCCCACGGCCCUGCGGGGAGUCCGGGGGGUCCUCGGGCCGCUCGGAUUUGGCACAAGGCCGGGCCCGCCUCUCCCCCUCCGUGCGGCCUAGACGGCCGGGGCAGCGGGGACAUGGAGCCUUCUCCCGCCACCGGAGGCUCGGAGACCACCCGCCUCGUGGGUGCGGGAGAGCGCAGCGGCGCCGGCGGCGGCCUGCGGUUGAAGAGUCUUUUCACAGAGCCCUCAGAGCCCCUUCCUGAGGAGCCCAAGCUUGAGGGGAUGGCCCGCCACCAUUGCCAUAAGAACGCCCAGGCGCAGUCAGGUCUCUCUCCCGAGAGGCUGCGAGCUCGGAGGCAACUGUAUGCUGCCUGUGCUGUGUGCUUAAUCUUCAUGGCCGGGGAGGUGGUUGGUGGGUAUUUGGCACACAGCUUGGCCAUUAUGACCGAUGCCGCUCACUUGCUGGCAGAUGUAGGCAGCAUGGUAGCCAGCCUCUUCUCCCUCUGGCUCUCCUCUCGGCCAGCCACCCGAACCAUGACCUUUGGCUGGCACCGCUCCGAGACUCUGGGGGCUUUGGCCUCUGUGAUCUCCCUCUGGAUGGUCACCGGCGUCCUGCUGUACCUGGCCUUCAACCGUCUGCUGCAUAGUGACUACCACAUCGAGGCGGGUGCCAUGCUGCUGACCGCGAGCAUCGCUGUCUGCGCCAAUAUGCUAAUGGCCUUUGUGCUGCAUCAGACUGGGCCUUCCCACAACCAUGGAUCUAGGGGUAGAGGAAUGGCCUUUGUGCUGCAUCAGACUGGGCCUUCCCACAGCCAUGGAUCUAGGGGUAGAGGGUAUGCGCCACUGGAGGAGGGGCAAGAAUACCCCCUGUCCCUGGGAAAUACCAGCGUCCGGGCUGCCUUUGUGCAUGUACUGGGAGAUCUCCUUCAGAGCCUGGGGGUCCUGGUUGCCUCCAUCCUCAUCUACUUCAAGCCUCAGUACAAGGCGGCUGACCCAAUCAGCACUUUCCUCUUCUCUAUCUGUGCCCUUGGGUCCACAGCGCCUACCCUUCGAGACGUGCUCCGCAUCCUCAUGGAAGGUGCCCCUCCCAGCAUGGGGUUUGAACCUGUAAGGGACACACUGCUGUCAGUGCCCGGAGUCCGAGCGACCCAUGAUCUCCACCUGUGGGCCCUGACACUUACUUACCAUGUUGUCUCUGCACACCUGGCUAUUGACUCCACGGCUGACCCUGAAGCUGUCCUGGCUGAGGCCUCAUCGCGGCUCUAUUCCCGGUUUGGAUUCUCCAGCUGCACCCUGCAGGUGGAGCAAUACCAGCCUGAGAUGGCCCGGUGUGCACACUGCCAGGAACCCACCCAAGCCUGAGCUUCGCCCCACCCCUCACCCCACUGCCAGGCCCAGACUCAGCCAUGGACUCUCAGCACCUGCCUCCCCAUCACAGAAGGGACCAUCUUCUCUCCACCUUCCACCUGCCAAAUGCCCCAGCCCCCGCCCCCCGUGGUCAAGACCAAAGUGUGUGUGUGUGUGUAUGAGAGGAAGUCGGGGGAGGGGAGGAUCAGACUGAAUAGUUGGAAGCAGUUUAGGGGUGUGGGAGCCUCACCAUCCACGCUCCACGUGGCUUCGGAGAGUCAUGCUUUCUGUGAAAUUCAUGUGUCCUUGUGGCAGGCUGGCCGGCUAGCUGGGGACAUCUGCCUGCCUGUGUGGUGUUCGUGUGCCUAUGCCCGGGGAGGUCAUCAGGGGCCCCCUCCCCACGUGAUCCUUGCUCUGUCUAUGCAGGGGCCCCAAAGUCUGCACUUUGUUCCUGUGUCCCAGCCCUGUGGUUUUGUCUGUUGUGUGUGUGUGUGUGUGUGUUCUUUGGUGCUGUGGCCUUGUGUGUCUUUGUACCUGUGUGGCUGUGCUGGUCUCUGAGUCUGCUCUACCUGUGUAUCCACUAAGGGGUCUGUCUGUCCAUCCCUCUGUUGGUGCUGUAUCCUCGGCUUCCCCCCAGUGGAGGGGAGGACCCCACUGCAGCUCCACCAAUAAACUUGUAUCUAACUGCA